CCCUCCCCGACCCGACGCUCCCUAGCUAGCAGUGCGAUCGAGCGACUCACGCCGCGCGAACAUAUCGUAGCACCAACGAUGCACCACUCUACACGCUCGUGAAUAUUACGCUCUUAUCCUUAAAACUAAUCAGUGAAAUAAUGUAAAUUGGUACAUAUCCUGCGUACAGUGACGCGGCAGAGUGGACUACCUGCGCGUUCGCUCCGUUACCCUCUCGCCGGCCGGCACGCGAACAACGCUACCAAAAAAAACUCGAUGUCAGUGAGAGCGAGGACCCUUGUGUCAGUGUAGUGUAGUUUUAGAAUAGUUUAAUGGAUCGUGCAAUGUUCGUAUGAGGAAGAAGACCAACCGCAACAUCAUGUCGGUGGGGCUGCAGCGGCGCGUGCCGGCGCUCGACGAGGCGGCGGGUGGUGUGCCGGCGGCGUGGAAGAGUGGCAACAGUGAGCCACCGUUCCCGUCGUUCGCGCCGCCGGCAGGCAGCCCCGCGGGGCCGGCAUUCGCCGCGUCCCCCGCGCCGGCGACGCCGGGGCCGGGGUUUGCGGGCCCGUACGCGGCGCCGGGCCCGUUCGGCAGCCCUUCAGCGCGGCCCGGCUCGGGCGGCGGGUUCCCACCUGGCCCGCCGCCCCAGCAGGGCCACUUCCCCGGCCCCGGGUUCGCGCCGCCGGGCUCACCGUUCCACCCACACCCGCCACAUCCGCCUAUGCCGCCGCACCCACACAUGAUGGCGCCGCUACCACCGCCUGUAGACAGGCGGCACGCGCCUUACUUCGGACAGCCAGAUUACAGAGUAUAUGAACUCAAUAAGCGGUUACAACAGAGGACAGAGGACUCAGAUAACUUGUGGUGGGACGCGUUCGCGACAGAAUUCUUUGAGGAUGAUGCGACGUUAACUCUAACAUUUUGUUUAGAAGAUGGGCCCAAAAGAUACACGAUAGGAAGGACGCUCAUACCGCGCUACUUCCGAAGCAUAUAUGAGGGCGGCGUGUCAGAGUUAUAUUAUACGAUGCGACAGCCCAAAGAGUCCUUCCACAACACGAGCAUAACGCUCGACUGCGAUCACUGUACGAUGGUGACGCACCACGGCAAGCCGAUGUUCACCAAAGUGUGUACAGAAGGCCGGCUAAUCCUCGAGUUCACAUUCGACGACCUGAUGCGGAUCAAGUCGUGGCAUAUGGCGGUGCGCGCCCAUCGGGAACUGAUCCCCAGACAGGCGGUGCAUCCCCCCGACCACGCGGCGCUCGACCAACUAGCCAAGAAUAUCACGCGCCAGGGGAUCACCAACGCAACGCUCAAUUACUUGAGGUUAUGCGUGAUCCUAGAACCAAUGCAAGAACUGAUGUCCCGACACAAGGCGUACGCGCUCUCGCCGCGCGACUGCCUCAAGACCACGCUGUUCCAGAAGUGGCAGCGGAUGGUCGCACCCCCUGAAUCACAGCGGCCGGCGAGUAAACGGCGCAAGCGCAAAGGCAGCGCCGGCGCCAACGCCGCGCCCCCCGCGCCCGCCAAGAAGCGAUCACCCGGACCUAACUUCAGCCUUGCCUCACAGGACGUGAUGGUAGUCGGCGAGCCGUCUCUAAUGGGCGGCGAGUUCGGCGACGAGGACGAGCGGUUGAUCACGCGACUGGAGAACACGCAGUACGAGGGCGACGGCGUCGAGUGGAGCGCGCCGCCGCCCGCCUCGCCCGCCAAGACGCCGCCCGGCACGCACUGACGCGCGACCGGACCACACACACAACACACACAUAAUAUAGGCCUUUACGGAAUACUUUACCUCAAGACUUUCAUUUAUCAACCCCCCGCCUCCCGUACUGUUAU
This is a messenger RNA of Chilo suppressalis (striped riceborer), 1815 nucleotides long. The record is from the annotation of a GenBank genome assembly. Lineage: Eukaryota; Metazoa; Arthropoda; Insecta; Lepidoptera; Crambidae.